This is a messenger RNA of Penicillium robsamsonii, 510 nucleotides long. RefSeq lists its product as uncharacterized. The record is from RefSeq and is a predicted model, not a curated record. Bases 1 to 510 code for a protein of 169 amino acids. The transcript is spliced from 2 exons. NCBI's taxonomy places the organism in Eukaryota, Fungi, Ascomycota, Eurotiomycetes, Eurotiales, Aspergillaceae.
AUGGUUGCUGCCUCGCGCCGCACCUCAGCGCUGGGGGAGAUCACCCACCGCAGCGGUGCUUCCGGGCACCCAGCAACGCCUGAUCCCCCCCCUAUACUAUCCUCCCCGCGUAGUGUUGCUUCGGCGACGCCCGGCCUUGAUCUUAUUGGGGGCCCUCGCCGCGCUGGGCCCCUGGUGUAUCCGCUAUUCCUGGAGGGAGCCGCCCCGUGGGAUCCGCCGUUCGCCGGCGUUGUCCACGGGGUCUGGACCCUUCAUCCGAGGGCCACAUGCCGCAGCCUGCCAGCGCCUUCACGGGCGCCUGGUCGGAUCACCUGCGUGCGGACUGGUGCUGAGGAGUUUAGUGGGGGCAAUUGGAUGGUUUCAGCGUCCCCCCGGUACGCCGGGGGUGCCGCCGCAACCGGGCGCCUCGUGCGCCCCUUCCAUUUAACUACAUUCUACCCCUUCGGGGGUCUGGGCUCCCGGGACUCUCUCGCCGCAAGGCGGGUGGGCCCCCGGGAUGUCUUGCCAUGA